CAAUAAUGAACACAAGAUCGUAUCUUAUUGAAUUUACGUGGGGUACUGUAACAUUGAUUCCAUACCCAACAUCAUAAUUGCUUUGGUCAUAUCUCAAGUGGGGAAAAGAAUCAUUCAAUCAAUUCGAUUGUGAAAUCACUAUCAGAAUGGCUGGAUGCUGCAUCAUCACAGAAAGCAUCUGGAACCCUCCUGCACACAACAAUGUCCCCCUUAUAUGAUCAUAACCUCAAGACCCAGAUUGAUUAUUGUCAUUUUUAUUGUGGAAAAACAGCCUGUUAACAGAUGGGAGAAAAAAGAAGACAUUUUGGAAUUAGUUGUUACAAUUUAUGCAAUGAGGGAGAAGAGAGUAACAGUGGAAGAUCUUAUAGUUUCAGUAGCAGCUUCCUACCUCCCUUGGGGGUCGCUACAAGUAAUUGGAGACUCCAGCUUAGGAAGAACAUUAUUUCUCCCUUUGAACCUUGGUACAGGUGGUGGUGUUUAUUUCUGAUUGUACUGGUCAUUUACUCUGCAUGGAUUUCACCAUUCGAGCUAGCCUUUGUUCCAAAGCCUGGGAAGGCAUUGAUUGUGAUGGACAAUGUGGUCAAUGGCUUCUUCUUCAUUGAUAUUAUCAUGACAUUCUUCGUUGCGUACUUGGAUAGAACUACUUAUCUAUGGGAAGAUAAACCCAAGAACAUUGCCAUCAGGUAUCUUAAGACUUGGUUUCUAUUCGAUGUGAUUUCUACAGUUCCAUUUCACGAGGCCACUUCCUAUAUAUUCAGUGGAAAGCACAAGUGGGGGAUCUCCUAUGGUCUUUUAGAAAUGACCCGUUUAUGGCGUUUGAGGAGGGUUAGUGCACUAUUUGCCAGGUUAGAGAAGGACGUGCGCUUGAAUUACUUCUGGACAAGAUGCAUAAAGCUUAUUUGUGUGACCCUUUUUGCUGUCCAUUGUGGUGGGUGUUUCUACUACCUACUGGCAAGGCGGAAUUCUGACCCCAAAAGCACCUGGAUUGGUAAUGCAUAUCCAAACUUCAAGCAGGAAAGCCUCUGGACUCUAUAUGUCUCCUCCAUGUACUGGUCUAUAACAACCUUAAGUACUGUGGGAUAUGGAGACCUCCAUGCUAAAAACACUGGAGAAAUGGUUUUCACUAUAGCGUACAUGCUCUUCAAUCUUGGGUUACAAGCGUAUUUGAUUGGCAAUAUGACCAAUCUUGUUGUCCAUGGCACUAAUAGGACAUUUAACUUUAGAGAUGCAUUGAAUGCUACCUCAGAUUUCUGCGACAGAAACAGGCUGCCACAGACACUAAAAGAACAGAUUCUUGGACACAUGAGGCUCAAGUUCAAGACCGAAGCUUUGCAGCAGCAAACUGUAGCAGGCCUUCCCAGGGCAAUUCAGUCUACCAUAGCACAACAUUUGUUUUACUCAAUAACGCAAAAAGUCUAUCUCUUUCAUGGAGUUUCAGAUGAUUUCAUUAUGCAGAUGGUGACAGAGAUGGUGGCAGAGUAUAUUCCUCCUAGAGAAGAUGUAAUUCUUCAAAAUGAUAUUCCAUCUGAGCUAUAUAUAGUUGUUUCUGGAGCAGCUGAUUUAAUCUUUACGGAUCGUUCAAAUUCAGAAAAGAUUCUCCAAUCAGCUGCGCCAGGGGAUAUAGUUGGAGAGAUCGGAAUCCUGUUCAAUAUUCCACAGCCAUUUACAGUCAGAACAAGGAAGCUUUCUCAACUUCUAAGACUUAAUAGGAACGUUUUGACCAAUCUGAUACAUUUAAAUAUUUCAGAUGGAAGGACUAUUGCCAGCAACCUUUUUGAGCAUCUGAAGCAGCUUAAAGGAGCAAUUUUAGAGCAUCUGCCAUCCGAAAUACAGUCUGCUUAUACAGAAAGGGAUGCAGAUUUGCCAGUAAGCCUCAGUUAUCUAGCUUCAAAGGGGAAUGCCCGAUUCAUGGAAGAACUUCUGAAAAGAGGAUACAAUCCUAAUGAUACAAAUUAUAAUGGCCGCACUCCUCUGCAUAUUGCAAGUGCUUAUGGAUUCAUGGACUGUGUGCAAUUGCUGCUUGAUUAUGGAGCGGAUCCCAAUACUAGAGAUGAAGAAGGAAUCACAGCCCUUCAUUUAGCUGUCUCUGAGGGAAAAGAAGAAACUGUAAAGUUGCUCUUGGAUAACGGGGCAGACAUGACCCUACCAGAUGUCAAUGAUCAGACACCCAUUGACCUAGCUGAGCAGCAGUCACACAAGAGAAUCCUUACAUUGCUACCAAAUACUCAAAAAUUGUUUGAAUGCAAUCAUGUAAGGGGUCCCUUUGUAAAAUCUCCUUCUAAUAAAGUUCUUAUCAAGGAACAGAUUGGCCUCAGAGUACAAAACCUAAACCAAAUUCAAAAAAGUACAACAUUCCCUCUGGUCAGCAACCAUGCUAUUCCUUUGCCUGCAAUUAAUUCGUUCCAGAAUAAGCAUAUUGAAAAACUGGAUGAUUUUCACCAUUCAUUGUUUGGCAUGUUUGCACGGGAGAUGAGCAUGAUUUCUGCAACCAAGGAUCCGAACUUCAACUCAAGCUCCAACUCUUUGCAUCCUCGAUCAGUUGCAGGUUCACCCAAAAGAGUAACAAUACACUUAUCUCAUCCAAGCACUCAGAAAUCAGAUAUACUACGAAGAAAAUUGAUUGCUUUGCCACCCUCACUGGAGGAACUAUUGCAAGUAGCAGGGCAAACAUUUGGAUACAGAGCAGCUAUCGUACUGAGCCAAGAUGGUGCAGAGAUCGAUGAUAUCAAUGUAAUCAGGGACAAUGAGCAUUUAUAUUUUUGUUAAUUAAUUUUAUAAGAUCAGUUUCAAAUAGCAAUAUAAAAAAGAUCAGAUGAUCAUCUUGAUCUGACAAUAUAGCAAAGAUAAGGGUUAAUCUGGAAUUAGCAAAUAUGAAAAGGAGUAUUAAUUUAUAUACUACAUUACGGUUUUGCAAAAAUUGUAAUGUUCGCCUUACAUCAUUCGAAUUUUACAUUAACCUGGACUCAACAAUGUUUUAUUGAUA
Cryptomeria japonica (Japanese cedar) is the source of this 2983-nucleotide messenger RNA. RefSeq names its product potassium channel KAT3. Lineage: Eukaryota; Viridiplantae; Streptophyta; Pinopsida; Cupressales; Cupressaceae. Gene Ontology annotation, biological process: potassium ion transport; transmembrane transport. Gene Ontology annotation, cellular component: membrane. Gene Ontology annotation, molecular function: protein binding; voltage-gated potassium channel activity. The coding region runs from base 283 to 2766 and encodes 827 amino acids. The transcript is spliced from 13 exons. The record is from RefSeq and is a predicted model, not a curated record.